Mesocricetus auratus (golden hamster) is the source of this 1044-nucleotide messenger RNA. It is a transcript of the gene Znf599, whose product is annotated as zinc finger protein 599. Gene Ontology annotation, biological process: regulation of transcription by RNA polymerase II. Lineage: Eukaryota; Metazoa; Chordata; Mammalia; Rodentia; Cricetidae. The record is from RefSeq and is a predicted model, not a curated record. Gene Ontology annotation, molecular function: RNA polymerase II cis-regulatory region sequence-specific DNA binding; DNA-binding transcription factor activity, RNA polymerase II-specific.
AUGCCGAAUCCUGACAGUGUUUGUCCUCUGUCCCCACCUGUCUCCUGCCUCCUUCCCACAGGCCUCCCCUUCUCCACCUUUGGCUUGGCGUUCCAUGAAGAAGCAAAAUCCAAUGCUUGUCAGCUAUUCCCAGAACAAGGAUCGCAGAGGUCCUCAGAGGACUCCAAGUUAGGGCAGACCGAGCAUGAAGAAUCGUGCUCAGAAACACCAGCUGGAAGCAGAAGAGCAGCAGACUCCUCCAAGGAGCCGUGCCUCGGAGAGCUGAGUCAUAAACACGAUGUUCUGGAGACAGAUGACGGUCUCUGUGUACAAGUCUCACAGGCACAAGCAACCCUACGGGAUUCUGACCAUGAUCCCCAAAGAUCAGAAAAAGAGCCUGUGGUUGAGGUAGGGAGCCUUUAUCAUUGUAAAGACUGUGGGAAAGUGUUUAGGACUAAUUGGACCUUAGUGUGGCAUUAACAGAUUCAUGCUGGAGGAGAGCCUUAUGAAUGCAGCGAUUGCGGGAAACUCUGUCGUGACAUGGCCGACUUUAUUCGGCACGUGAGGAUUCAUAGUGGGGUGAGACUACAGAAGUGCGCCUUUAAACGCGGCUCUCCCCUCAGCGACCAGUGGAUCCACACUGGAGAUAAGCCCUACCUGUGCAAAGCAUGUGGGAAAGCUUUCUCUCACCGUUCCACUCUGAUCCAGCACAGGAUGACGUGCUCCGCAGAGAAGCCUUUCCUGUGCAAAGACUGUGGCGGAGCGUUUUACUCCAGCUCCUCAUGUGCCCAGCACACGAGGAUCCAUGCUGCAAAGAAGCUGUACGCGCACAGCCGGUGCGGGAAGUCCUUCACACACUCCUCCACUUUGGUAAAACGUAGGAGAACCCACCCUGGAGAAAAGCCCUUUGUGUGCAAAGACUGUGGCAAAGCCUUCUGUGCCAACUCAUCCCUCACCCAGCACCUGAGGAUCCACACCAAACACGCUAGGACCCUUAGCGGAGCAAAACCCUUGGAAUGCAAAGAGUGUGAGAAAGCCUUUCGCUAUAGCUCCUCCCUCAUCUGA